Messenger RNA from Dromiciops gliroides (monito del monte), 2613 nucleotides. RefSeq names its product testis expressed 11 (gene TEX11). Gene Ontology annotation, cellular component: central element. The record is from RefSeq and is a predicted model, not a curated record. Lineage: Eukaryota; Metazoa; Chordata; Mammalia; Microbiotheria; Microbiotheriidae. Gene Ontology annotation, molecular function: protein binding. Gene Ontology annotation, biological process: reciprocal meiotic recombination; meiotic cell cycle; male meiosis chromosome segregation. The transcript has 25 exons. The coding region runs from base 33 to 2423 and encodes 796 amino acids.
GGAAAGGGUGGGUUGAUGCUGGCAAUGCUGCGAUGGCUGAUGGGUUUCUUGAGAUUGCCCAGAGGCAUCUAGAGAGGUUGAAUGCUGAAUUACUGGAGAAGAGGCGAGGCAGUCAUGAGGAGGAUGUGCACAAGAUUGAUGUGAACAGGGACCUGUUUAAAGUGCUUUCUUACCAGGCUGAGUCGGCUGUUGCUCAAGGGGAUUUUCAACGAGCAGUCACGUGCAUCCAACGCUGCAAAGAUUUGCUGACGAGACUGCCCCGAGUGCCUGGAUACCUCUCAAUUCUCUGUUAUAACUUUGGAGUGGAAACCUACUACCAGAAGAAAUUCCAAGAGUGCUCACAUUGGCUUGGCCAAAGCUAUGAGAUUGGAAAGCUGGAUAAGAACAGUUCUAUUGGACAAGAAAUGCAGGCUAAAGUUCUCCGACUGCUUGCCAAUACUUACUUGGAGUGGGACUGGGAACGAUAUGAAGAAAAGGCUCUUGAAAUUGUAAACUUGGCUAAUGAGAAAUGUUUACGUCCAGCUGGAUUAUUCUUAAAGAUAAAAAUCCUUUUGAGAAGGAAAGCAUCUGAUGAAGAACUCUACAAAGCUGCCAUGCAACUCUUGGAUCUUGAAGUGCCUGUAGAUUCCUUUUUGAGCACUGCUAAGUUGCUUCUGGAGCAUGGAAGAGAUUCUGUUGGGUUUGAUUUUCUGAAGACUGUCUGUAACCGAUUUGAGUCACCAGAAGACGUUGGAAAAGCCUUUCUACUCCACAUUGAGCUCCUCUUACAAAGGAAGGAAGACCAGCUUGCCAAGGAGAAGAUUGAGGGCAUCCUUACAGCUCAUCGUGCAGGAAAAGAGCUGCCCUGCCAAAUAUUAAGCUGGCUGCACAACAUUCUUUGGGACCGAGCUGCCCAAAAUUUUGAGGCCCAGAAUUACUCGGAAGCCCUGCAGUGGUAUAACUACUCCCUGGGUUUCUAUCCAUCUGGGCAGAUGGAUCCGGACUUUGCCAAACUGCAGAGAAAUCGAGCUUCCUGCUACAUUCAUCUGAAGCAGCUGGAAAAGGCCAACGAGGCCGUAAAAGAAGCUGAAAGCUAUGACGCUGCCAACAUUUUCACUCGGUUCAUUGUGUUCAAGAUUGCCGUCUUGAGAGGCAACACUAAUGAAGCACUGAUGGCAGUUGAUGCCCUGGAGAAAUCUGUGGCAAACCCAAGUGUACAAGAAAAAGAGAUGAUUAAAGAAGAAAAUUCAGCUACUGCUUUUCUUACUCUAGCAGCCCAGUUUGCUUUAGAGAACGGGCAACAAGAAGUGGCCAUAAGAGCUCUGGAGUACUUAGCUCAACGUUCCCAAGACUUGCAACAAGUCAUUAAUGCUUUUAAGUGUUUGAUUCGUCUAGUUAUCCCCAGAAUCUCUCAAACAACCGAAUCUGAAGAAGCCAGAAAGGAAGAAAUGCACCGACUUCUGUCUUGGCUGAAGACAGCCCACCAGAGACUUGCUGAGCCCAUAGCAAAAGAGAAACUAACUUUGGAUGUGUGGACUAAUGAAGCCCAUUGGUUUCGAAAAAUAGCCUGGAACUUGGCCAUGCAGUGUGAAAAAUCCCCAGGAACCAUGCGAGACUUCUUCCUGAUGUCAUACAAGCUCUCCCAGUUUUGCCCCUCUGAGAAAGCAGUUCUGAUUUCACAAAAGACCUGUUUGCUGAUGGCGGCGGCUGCUGACUUAGAACUAGGGAGAAGUGCCUCAGAAGCUUCCCGACAGACGGAAAUGCUGACUCACGCACUUGAGCAUGUACAGGGGUGCAAAGAAAUCAUGAAUGUCCUGAAAUCAGCAGAGGCUGGCUCUAAGGAUCCAACUGAGAAUUUGCUUCUCCUUUAUGAGAUUGAGGCCAGAGCCAAACUGAAUGAUGCAGGCCUGACCAGCCUCCUGGAGUCCGUGUGGGAGCUGCCUCAAUUAGACACCAAAAUACUGGAAACCAUCUCAUCUGUAGCAAUGGAGCGUCCUGCCCACUAUCCAGAAAUCUCGAAAAAGGCCUUGAAAAAGGCCUUAUCGCUCUACCUGCAAGGAGAACCCAUUGAUGCUGUGAAGUUCAGCAAAUGUCUGCACAACUUCAUUAACCUUUCACUGCCAGACAGAGUACUGGGCACAGAUGUGUGUCCCCUUCAAGAAAUUUGGAGCUCCUUCGAAGACGCUCUUCGUGUGAUCAGCUGCUCAGAGGACUACCCCCAAGUGGAGAUUCUUUGGCUUAUGACCAAAGCCUGGAAUACAGGAAUCUAUCAGUAUGGUGAGGGAAUGUAUGUAACUGCUGAGAAGUGGUGCGGUUUGGGAAUUCGCUUUCUUGGCCACCUUGGCUCCCUGAAGAAGUGCUACGAAGUUCAGAUGAACAAUGUGUAUGGAGAGGUCCUGGCCAAGGUGGAGAGAGAUAAGAGCUUGCCUCCCAUUGAAGAAUAGGAGCUACCAGAACUCGGAGCGAAUGGAGGUACUCGGUAGCAGAGCAAUAAAGCCUGUUCUCGGGGUCUCUUGGAAGUUUUGGCUUAUGGGGUUAGAUUGACUAAAGUGACAAGAUUAUUGGGGGAGGAGGGAAAAUUGUCAGCACGCACAUUCUCGAGCCUUGGGCUCUGUUGUCCUGAGGACCAGUUUA